Messenger RNA from Eufriesea mexicana, 423 nucleotides. RefSeq names its product histone H4. The record is from RefSeq and is a predicted model, not a curated record. The transcript has a single exon. The coding region runs from base 1 to 312 and encodes 103 amino acids. Gene Ontology annotation, cellular component: nucleosome. Gene Ontology annotation, molecular function: protein heterodimerization activity; DNA binding; structural constituent of chromatin. NCBI's taxonomy places the organism in Eukaryota, Metazoa, Arthropoda, Insecta, Hymenoptera, Apidae.
AUGACUGGUCGCGGAAAGGGCGGAAAGGGAUUGGGAAAGGGAGGAGCUAAGCGUCAUAGAAAAGUACUUCGUGAUAAUAUCCAAGGUAUCACGAAACCUGCAAUACGUCGAUUGGCUCGUCGUGGUGGUGUUAAACGUAUAUCUGGUUUAAUUUACGAGGAAACUCGUGGCGUUUUAAAAGUUUUCUUAGAAAACGUUAUUCGUGACGCAGUUACGUAUACUGAACACGCCAAACGGAAAACCGUAACAGCUAUGGAUGUCGUUUAUGCUCUAAAAAGACAAGGACGCACACUUUAUGGUUUUGGAGGUUAAAGUGCAAGAUUAAUGAUAUGCGAUUAUCAACGAUCAGCAAAACGGCCCUUUUCAGGGCCACAACUCUUUCCUACUUAGGAUCAUUCGUUUCAACUAUUUUAGAUAAUUCUA